Neopsephotus bourkii (Bourke's parrot) is the source of this 1411-nucleotide messenger RNA. It is a transcript of the gene CDIP1, whose product is annotated as cell death inducing p53 target 1. Gene Ontology annotation, biological process: tumor necrosis factor-mediated signaling pathway; intrinsic apoptotic signaling pathway in response to DNA damage by p53 class mediator. The transcript has 6 exons. The coding region runs from base 707 to 1315 and encodes 202 amino acids. The record is from RefSeq and is a predicted model, not a curated record. Lineage: Eukaryota; Metazoa; Chordata; Aves; Psittaciformes; Psittacidae. Gene Ontology annotation, molecular function: zinc ion binding.
UGAGUGCGGAAGUGUGGGAGCAGUGUGCCCUUCUGCAGCAGCCUGGCUGCUCCUGCACAGUGGGUUUGUGCUCCCUGGCAGCGCUGCUGGAGGCGCAGGGCUUCUUCUGCUUCGGGAGAUGCAGUUUAGAGAAAGAACAGACCUUCCCGUUAGUCCUUAAUUUGGGCUUCCCUCUGUGCCUUCCGCCAGUGUGUUGUAGGCAUGCGCCCUCUCGCUGUCUUGCCCAGGGUCAGGAUGAUGAGUUGAGAAGGUGCUGCUGGGGUUAACAGCGGGGUAAAGGAGGGGUAGUGAUGCCUGGUCAAGCAUUGCCAGGGCAUCCUCUUUGUAAAGGAGGCUGCAGCACUGUCUGCUGUUUGUUGCUUCCCUCCUGGCUCUGAGGAGGUGGUGUGCGGGCUGGAGGCAGCGAAUGCGCAUGGGAAGAGGCAAGGCUGAGGGGGAAGUUUGGCUCGCUUGCAGGGAAAACGUCUCUCUUUUUUUCCUUUGUUCCACAUAAACCCGGCCAGAAUUAACCACUGACACUGCUUUUUCAGCAGGGAUUUUUGCUGUCUUUCCAUUCAAGAUUUGGCGGGUCAGGCCAGCCACCGGACUCCACUGCUCAGCAGAAUUGUUCUUCUCAGCUCUGCCAAGGCCUCGGAGCUCCCUGCAGCAAGGAAGAGGACAGGUAAAUUCUACCCCGUGCUCUGUCCUUGCAGGGCCACCCUGAACCAUGUCCAGCGACCCUCCACCGCCAUACCCAGGAGGCCCCUCAGCGCCGCUGAUAGAAGAGAAGCACGGACCCCCCCCCGCAGCAGAUGGCAUCCCUCCGGUGGUGGGACAACCCCAGGGGGUUCCCAUUCCUCCUCCUGAAUUUGGGCCCCCACCGUACGAGCCACCCUCGCAGCCAGGGUUCAUACCCCCCCACAUGCCCACAGACCCCUCUGGACCCUAUGUGCCACCAGCAGGUUACUACCCCCCACCAGGCCCUCACCCCUCCAUGGGCUACUACCCGGCCCCAGGCCACUACCCCUCUCCUGGCGGCCACACAGCCACAGUGCUGGUCCCAUCAGGGACCGCCACCACCGUGACAGUGCUGCAGGGUGAGAUCUUCCAGGGCGCCCCAGUGCAGACAGUGUGUCCCCACUGCCAGCAAGCCAUCACCACCAAGAUCACCUACGAGAUCGGGCUCAUGAGCUUCCUUCUCGGCUUCUUGUGCUGCUUUGUGGGGUGUGAUCUCUGCUGCUGCCUGAUCCCCUGCCUGUUCGAUGACUUCAAGGAUGUGACACACACGUGUCCCAAUUGUAAGGCCUACAUCUAUACAUACAAGCGCAUGUGCUAACAGCACCCCAGGAGCCCGAGCCACUGGAAUGACACCGGCCCCUCUCCCACUGCCGUCCUCGUCCCCAUGCGUGCAACACUCCUUUGCUUAACUCUC